Eurypyga helias (sunbittern) is the source of this 1533-nucleotide messenger RNA. Its product is annotated as protein kinase C beta type-like. NCBI's taxonomy places the organism in Eukaryota, Metazoa, Chordata, Aves, Eurypygiformes, Eurypygidae. The record is from RefSeq and is a predicted model, not a curated record. Gene Ontology annotation, molecular function: diacylglycerol-dependent serine/threonine kinase activity; ATP binding. Gene Ontology annotation, biological process: protein phosphorylation.
AUGGCAGCGAUGAAGCGGCGGGGCCGCAGCCGGCAGUUGGAGGCUGGGGGGCCGCUCUCGCUAAGAGAUGCUAAAAACCUAGUUCCUAUGGAUCCUAAUGGCCUGUCAGAUCCCUACGUGAAGCUUAAACUAAUCCCCGACCCCAAAAAUGAAAGCAAACAGAAGACCAAAACUAUCAAGUGCUCCCUGAAUCCUGAGUGGAACGAGACAUUUAAAUUCCAACUGAAGGAGGCGGACAAAGACAGGCGGUUGUCGUGGAUUUUGACCAGUAGGAAUGAUUUCAUGGGCUCCUUGUCCUUCGGGAUUUCCGAGCUGCAGAAAUCGGGAGUGGAUGGAUGGUUUAAGCUGCUGAGCCAGGAGGAAGGGGAGUAUUUCAAUGUCCCGGUGCCUCCUGAGGGAGAAGAAGGAAACGAGGAACUGAGGCAGAAGUUUGAGAGAGCCAAGAUUGGAACAGGCUCCAAGGCUGCGGAUGAGAAGACGACAAAUGCCAUUUCUAAAUUCGACAACAAUGGGAGCAGAGAUCGGAUGAAGCUUUCGGAUUUCAAUUUCCUGAUGGUGCUGGGAAAAGGCAGCUUUGGGAAGGUGAUGCUGGCGGAGAGGAAGGGCACGGACGAGCUCUACGCCAUUAAGAUCUUGAAGAAGGAUGUCGUUAUCCAGGAUGACGAUGUAGAGUGCACGAUGGUCGAGAAACGUGUCCUGGCUCUGUCUGGGAAGCCUCCCUUCCUGACCCAGCUCCACUCCUGCUUCCAGACGAUGGAUCGCUUGUAUUUUGUGAUGGAAUAUGUGAAUGGUGGGGACUUAAUGUACCAGAUCCAGCAGGUUGGGAGGUUUAAAGAGCCGCAUGCUGUAUUCUACGCAGCAGAAAUAGCCAUCGGCCUCUUCUUCCUGCAGAGCAAAGGCAUCAUUUAUCGGGACCUAAAGCUGGACAACGUGAUGCUGGAUAGCGAGGGGCACAUAAAGAUUGCGGACUUCGGCAUGUGCAAGGAGAACAUCUGGGACGGGGUGACUACCAAGACCUUCUGCGGCACUCCAGACUACAUUGCACCCGAGAUAAUUGCUUAUCAGCCCUAUGGGAAGUCUGUGGAUUGGUGGGCAUUUGGAGUCCUGCUCUAUGAGAUGUUAGCUGGCCAGGCUCCCUUUGAGGGAGAAGAUGAAGACGAGCUCUUCCAGUCCAUCAUGGAGCACAACGUAGCCUACCCGAAGUCCAUGUCCAAGGAGGCAGUGGCAAUCUGCAAAGGGCUGAUGACCAAGCACCCCGCCAAGCGACUGGGAUGUGGCCCAGAGGGGGAGCGGGACAUCAAGGAGCACGCCUUCUUCCGCUACAUCGACUGGGAUAAGCUGGAGCGCAAGGAGAUCCAGCCUCCCUUCAAGCCAAAGGCUAAGGACAAACGCGACACUUCCAACUUCGACAAAGAGUUCACCCGGCAGCCGGUGGAGCUCACACCCACGGACAAACUCUUCAUCAUGAACUUGGACCAGAACGAGUUUGCUGGAUUCUCCUACACUAACCCCGAGUUUGUCAUUAACGUGUAG